AUGAGUGCUUAAUUAGUUGAAAGACUUUACAAGUCUCUGUACAGUUCUACUCACAACAAGAUAAUUUGUGCUGGAAGAAAUUUCUUUCACUCAGCAUCAGUUGAGUCAGGAAGACACAAAGGAAUAAAUAAUGAGUUAGUAAUAUUUGACAAGACUUUUAACUCAAUUAUGAGGUCUGGAGAAGUUUUAUAUCUACAGCGAGAGAAUAAAAUUCAUCAUGGGGUUGAGUUAGGAUUUAUGAUAGGAAUGACUGGCAAGAACAUUAAGCCAGAAGAAUAUGAUAAAUACAUCGAAGGCUAUUUUAUUGGAAUUGAUUUUACUGAUAAGGAUUUGCACACGACUGCAAGGAAAAAUGGAUCACCAUGGACAAUGGCAAAAGCUUAAGAUGGAUUCUUGGCAGUUAGUGGGUUCGUAGCAAAGCAUAAGAUUAGAAAUCCUCAUGAUUUAGAAAUCUAGUUGAAGAUUAAUAAAUAGCAUACCUAAAGAGAGAAUACGAGGCAAAUGAUUACACAGAUUCCUGAGUUGAUAUCGCAUAUCUCGUAAUAUGUAACUCUAAGAGAGGGAGAUCUUAUAAUGACCGGAACUCCAUCGGGAGGAGGUGAAGCAAGUGCAGGUGAUUUUAUAGAAGUUAGUCUUAGACAAUAGAAUAAAGAUUUGGCAAAUUUAUUUAUGAAGAUCGAUAAAAUACAUUAAUGA
This is a messenger RNA of Stylonychia lemnae, 696 nucleotides long. The record is from the annotation of a GenBank genome assembly. NCBI's taxonomy places the organism in Eukaryota, Ciliophora, Spirotrichea, Sporadotrichida, Oxytrichidae.